CUCCGAUUUAAUUAUUUAAUUAUUUUUAUUUAAUGAUUUCGGUUGGGACCGGAGCAUCCCCAACAACCUCGUAAGCUGUCCGAAUUGGUAGUUAGUAGUUACAGUACAUAUUAUCACCUCGACAAAAAGAAGAGAGGGACAAAAAAGGCUCAAUUGAGCUUCACCUUUCUUCUACACAAGCCCACAAUGGCGUCCUUCGCAAAUGCGACUCGCCUGUCAACACGGCUUGUAAGUCGGCGGGUAACUCAAGAUGUCGCAACACGAGGUUUUCGCACAUGCGCCGCCUCAUUGGCCGCACAAAACUUCACGAUGCCAGCCUUAUCGCCAACUAUGACCGAGGGCAAUAUCGCAACCUGGAAACUGAAGGAGGGUGAUUCAUUUUCUGCCGGCGAUGUUCUACUCGAGAUCGAAACCGACAAAGCGACCAUGGACGUUGAGGCUCAGGAUGACGGAAUAAUCAUGAAGAUCAUGCACGGCGAUGGAAGCAAGAACAUUCAGGUUGGCACCCGAAUUGGUGUGGUUGCUGAGUCCGGAGACGAUAUUAGCAAAUUAGAACUCCCCGCCGAUGAAAAAACCGCGCAGCCGAAGGAAACCAAGAAAGAAGAGCCACCACGGCAGCAGGAAUCCAAGGGCGCUACACCAGAGAAGAAGGCCGCUGGGCCUAAGAAGUCUGGGAGCAAAGCAGCACCGCAGAAAUACCCUCUGUACCCAUCAGUAGAGCACCUAAUCAAGGAGCACAAGCUGGACGAAUCUGCUAUUAGUGAGAUGACGCCUACGGGCCCUGCUGGGCGGCUGCUGAAGGGCGAUGUUCUCGCAUACCUUGGCACCGUGUCUUCUAGCAGGCCAGAAGAAAUCAAGGCGCGGUUCGAUCACAAUUCGCACCUUGACCUCUCCAACAUCAAGAUUGCUGCGCCUAAGGAAGCGCCAAAGAAGGCAGAGAAGUCCGCCGUGCCAGAAGUGCCUCAGGACUUGCUAGUGACGCUGCCUAUCUCGCUGGCAACAGUCAUCGAAGUGCAGAAGAAGAUCGAGAGUACACUUGAUACAUUCGUACCGCUGUCCACUUUCAUCGCAAGGGCUACUGAAGUGGCCAACGACAACUUACCUCUACCAUCCAACUACAAGCCCACAGCUGACGAGCUUUUCAACCAAGUCUUGGGAUUAGACAAGGCUAGCCCGAGCGGCUCCGUGGGUUACUACCUUCCUCAAAUAUCGGCCGUGCCUCCCUCAUCAUUCACUGGUGUUGCACCUAAGCCGAAAGCCAAGGUCGACAUUAUCGACUUCUUGGCAGACACAGCCAAGAAGCCCGCCCCGAGGCCGCAGAGGACCGGCUCGCAAUCAGGUAUCUCCACUGGCUCCAAUGUGUUCAGCCUCACGGUACCCAAGACCGAGGAGCGAAGAGCGAAGGCGUUCCUGCAAAGAGUCAAGACGGUGCUGGAAGGCGAGCCAGGCCGACUUGUCUUAUAGGAAAGGAAAGAGAGUUCUUGGAGCGAGGGGGCAAAUGUAAUUAUAAAGUCUACAGUGUUGACUUGAAAGCAUUGAUAGAUUAUAUUAUUAGAAAUAUCCACGAUAUACUUGAUGAUGAUGAUGAUUAUUCGAGAGGCCUUUUUUUUGGCCAUGUGAGGGAAUUAUUACUGAUUCUGC
Hypoxylon fragiforme is the source of this 1641-nucleotide messenger RNA. RefSeq names its product pyruvate dehydrogenase protein x component. Gene Ontology annotation, molecular function: dihydrolipoyllysine-residue acetyltransferase activity. The transcript has 2 exons. Gene Ontology annotation, cellular component: pyruvate dehydrogenase complex. Bases 187 to 1464 code for a protein of 425 amino acids. The record is from RefSeq and is a predicted model, not a curated record. Lineage: Eukaryota; Fungi; Ascomycota; Sordariomycetes; Xylariales; Hypoxylaceae. Gene Ontology annotation, biological process: pyruvate decarboxylation to acetyl-CoA.